GUAUGCCUGUACUUUCUCUAAUACCUUAUGUAGACUCGAGCCGUUUAUUUGGUUCCUUCCCUUUGACAAACCUAGCGGCCAAAAAUGAACUCACUAUCUGGCUGAACAGUGGGCCCGGAUGCAGCUCCCUCGAUAGUCUGCGACGAACCACCGGCCGUCCGACAUGUGGCAUCUGCGAGCAUCUCUCUACACCGAUCAGCCUGCUGCACAGGUCUUGCACCAAAGUCGCCAACAGGGAACAAUGUAUCCAACCAGUUUAGUGACUUCUGGCGUCGCUUUAUCGAUAACUUUAGCAUACAAGGCUACAAGGUAUACAUCACUAUCAUGGCUAGUGAUGAGGCAUCCUAAGGUUCAUUCUUAUAGGAGAACAGUAAAGUGGCCACUUAAGAAACAUUACCCGCAAUGGCAGUGUUCAACUACUUCUCUACCGUCUUUCAUCCAAACGGUGCUUGCAUAAAAAACGACAUGAAUUUUGCAGAGUGCUGAGUAUUUUAAUUCCCUAUAGGCCAAUAUCAUGGCCGCCCGCAGCUAGGUUUGUCAACCCAUGUUUCAAGAUCUAUCAUUUAACCGACUAUUGCCUCGUUGAUGGCAUGCGAUGGAUUUUCUCUCCCUCUCCAGGAGCAUGUCCGUGAUUCCCACUGCCACCCACUGCACGCUUGAAACCCUGCAAUCCCCUGCAGCUGAAAUUUCAAUUGGUUUGGUAACACAGUUUACUUAUACAAAUUCCCACCGUGUCG
Talaromyces proteolyticus is the source of this 737-nucleotide messenger RNA. RefSeq lists its product as uncharacterized. Gene Ontology annotation, molecular function: serine-type carboxypeptidase activity. The transcript has a single exon. The record is from RefSeq and is a predicted model, not a curated record. Lineage: Eukaryota; Fungi; Ascomycota; Eurotiomycetes; Eurotiales; Trichocomaceae. The annotation marks the transcript as partial. Gene Ontology annotation, biological process: proteolysis.